Priapulus caudatus is the source of this 675-nucleotide messenger RNA. RefSeq lists its product as uncharacterized. The coding region runs from base 2 to 601 and encodes 199 amino acids. NCBI's taxonomy places the organism in Eukaryota, Metazoa, Priapulida, Priapulimorpha, Priapulimorphida, Priapulidae. The transcript is spliced from 3 exons. The record is from RefSeq and is a predicted model, not a curated record.
CAUGCUGCGUCUGACGCUGGGAUUGUUCGCCGCAGCAUUCUUCCUCUUCAUCAUCGCAUUCAUGACGUCAUGCGUCAGCUGCCUGCGCUACUCGGCCGGAUGCAGCUCCACAUCGGGUACAGUCGUCCUGUUCGCCGCCUCCUUCUGCGUGGCAGCUAUCGGUGUCUUCCAUGGUUACCUACUGAUGGAGGAGGACGAGAAUAAAGACAUCUGGCAGCCUCCGUUCGGAUACAAGAGGGUGUGGAGCAACUUGUUGCGUGAGAACACGACGCAGACGUACGCUUGGUCUUACAUCGUCACGUGGGUCGGCAUCUUCCUCGUCCUCCUCUCCGUCUUCUUCUUCUACUUCGCCGGCUGUGCGAUGAAGGGAGCCAAGCGGAAGAAGGAGAAGCAAAUGGUAGCAGUGACUCGCUACACCGCUCCCGCCUAUGCUGCCCCCUAUGAGAAGAGUCUCCCCCGCCAGGGCGGCGCCACCAUGCCGCCUCCGAUCUACUACGAUAAGAGAGGACAGCCGGUGUAUGACAGCAGGGGAACGCUGGUGUAUAGCAACCAGGCUUACACCGCACCGCACUACGGGCCGUAUUACUACGGCCACAAGUAAAAUGGAGUGGGUUGCGCAUCCUGCCCUUGUGUGUGUGUGUGUGUGUGUGUGUGUGUGUGUGUGUGUGUGUGUGU